Messenger RNA from Phanerochaete carnosa HHB-10118-sp, 2107 nucleotides. RefSeq lists its product as uncharacterized. The coding region runs from base 17 to 1882 and encodes 621 amino acids. The record is from RefSeq and is a predicted model, not a curated record. Gene Ontology annotation, cellular component: membrane. The transcript has 12 exons. Gene Ontology annotation, molecular function: ATP binding; ABC-type transporter activity; ATP hydrolysis activity. NCBI's taxonomy places the organism in Eukaryota, Fungi, Basidiomycota, Agaricomycetes, Polyporales, Phanerochaetaceae.
UCCAACUACCACCACCAUGCAGGGCUCCAGCGACGACCUCGAGAGCCAGAAGUCUCAUGAGCGUCUUGUGCUUGAAUGGGAGAACGUCACCUUUUCAGUGAAAUCAAAGAAGAUUCUGCAGGACGUCUCGGGCAGCGUCGACUCCGGCGAGCUGCUUGCCAUCAUGGGUCCAUCGGGGGCCGGCAAGUCGACAAUACUUGACGUUAUCUCUAAGCGCACAUCUGCCACAUCAGGCUUGGUAACAGUAAAUGGCGAUGCUGGCGCAGACAUGAGUGCCCUCGCCGCGUACGUCGAGCAGAGCGACGCCCUCCUCGGCGUGCUCACCGUUCAUGAGACUAUUCGCUUUGCAGCGCGGCUAAGCCUUGACGCUACGACUCCCGCCGACGCCAUUAACGACCGUGUCGCAGCUGUCAUAUCUGAUCUGGGUUUGACAGAGGCGGCGCAAAAUCGCAUCGGUAAUGCUGUGCAGCGUGGCAUCUCGGGCGGCCAGAAGCGGCGGGUCACGAUCGGCUCCGCGCUAGUGACGAUGCCACGAAUAUUGCUUCUGGACGAGCCGACUAGCGGCCUCGACAGCAGGACUAGCCGGGAGGUCUUGACAGCGAUCAGGAACAUCGCUCGGAGGCAUGGUAUCAUCGUCAUCGCGAGCAUCCAUCAGCCCAACUGGGAGACUUUCGCUUUGUUCGACAAACUGCUUUUGCUGGCUCGGGGCAGGACGAUGUACUUCGGUCCGACCAAUCAGCUGGAUGCAUAUCUUCGCGAUGGAUUGGGCCAUCCGGUGCCGAUGCACGCUAACCCCGCCGACCAUGCGCUCGAGGUUACUAACACCGACUUUAUGUCGGACCCUGCGCGGCGCGAAGUGCACGUCGAUGAGCUCGCACAGCGGUGGACGGCCUACGCCCAUGCGAAUGGCCUAGGUCCGCGCGAAGAGGACGAACACGAGACGCUAACAGAACACAAUGGGACCGCACGGUACUUGACACGCGGAAAGAGGGGCUUCUAUGCUGCCGUCGCACGGAACGUUCAUCGUACUGGAAUCUUGAUGGAACGGAAUGUCAUCAAUUACAGUCGCAAUCUUCUCGCUUAUGGCGUGCGCAUCGGGAUGUACCUUGGCAUGGGCGUUAUGCUUGCCACUAUCUGGGUCAACCUUGCCCAGACGUCCGCUAAAGUGAACGAUAGGCUAUCGGUUCAUUUCUUCUCUGUCGCCUUUCUAGGCUUCAUGUCCGUCGCAGGCAUCCCAGCCUUCCUCGAGGAGCGCCAGGUCUUCAUGCGCGAACGCAUGAACGGGCUUUACGGUCCCGGUGCAUAUGUCCUUGCGAACUCAAUUGUGACGUUGCCAUACCUGUUCAUCUGUGUCCUUCUCUUCGCUGUCAUCUGCUACUGGAGCAUCGGGCUCAACCCUGGUGCGGAACACUUCUUCCGCUUCUUGGGCAUCUUGUUCCUGGCGGUAUACACCGCAGAGUCUCAGUCCGCUGUCGUCGCUGCCGCACUGCCCAUUUUCGUCGCCUCGCUCGCUAUCGCGUCGUUCCUGAACGGCUUCUGGAUGUCCGUCGGCGGAUACUUCAUCCGCGCGGUCAAUCUCCCCCGGUUCUGGUAUGACUGGGCGCACUUCAUCGACUUCCAGACGUACGCGUUCGACCUGCUCGUGUUCAACGACUUCCACGGCAUCACGCUCGGAUGUGCGACGCUCGCGGACGGGAGUUGCUUCUGCGACUACCCGAGCUCGCUGAUUGCCCAGGGGCAGUGUGCACUCGCUGGCGACGAUGUGCUCCGGGCCCUCGCCAUCCAGGGUAUCAGCUUCAAACUGUACGCCUGCAUCCUGCUCAUCAUUGCGCUGGUCUACCGGGUGAUACUUUAUCUCGUCCUGGUGCUGAAACGGCGGUAAAAGAUAGCUCUACACGUUCCCAUUAUGUCUUCUAUGGAACUUUACGGAUAGGCUGAAUCUCCACAUCACUACGGAUUUGCAAAAUGCUCUGGCACAUAUGUCGAAACGCGCAUUAUUUAUCUUGCAUUAGUCUACUUUACGUCGAUAAUUCAAACAAAUGGCAUUGUUCGCUUACUUGUGGGGCUCAAUGUCGCUCAUCGCCUUGUCUCCGCAAAAAUUCGUAAU